AUUGUUAUACUGGACAUAAAUUGUAUAAAUAAAGUGAUGAUAGGCUAGAACAUAUUAGUCGUGAAAACAAUCAACCAAUCAAAAUGGUUUUAAAACAUGUAUCUUUGGUUCUACUCUUUUCCUGUGUAUUUCUUCAUCACUCAUACAGCCAGGAUGAUUGUGCACCCGAACCUAUCCUGCAACUUAUGAUUUCGGCCAACGCUACCCUUUAUUGGACCUUGGACGAAUUCCAAUACUGCGAGAUAACACAUUUCCAAGUAAACGUCACUAACGACAGUGGAGAGGGUUACUUCUACGAGGUUACAGAGAACUAUUUGGAUCUGUCUUUCCUCGAGAUCUGCGAGGAGUUCAAUUUCACUGUUAUCCCCAUGUCCUACGAAGGAGUGGGAUUCGGUCGCACAUUGAGUGUACCCCUUCCACUACCACCGGAUGCUGACCUAUCCUUGACCUCUUUCAAAGCCACCUCACUGGAAAGCAAAGACGUUCUGGUGGAAUGGGAUUUGGUCAACAACACCUAUGGAAACUGCAGUCUUUACUACCAGUUGAGAGUCACCGAUGAAGAUCUAGACACGACUCAAGACGUUUACGUAUGGGAGAACUCGGUCGAUUUGACUUUCCCCCGGCCUUGCAUCUCGCACCAUGUGGACAUACGAGCCAUCAACGGUGCUCAGCCUAACAUUGAAGGAGCAUGGACAACGCCGAUACAUUUCUACAUGCCUGCAAAACCUCAAAUAAUUCCUUCACUGUUCGCCAUUGACAUCGGGACAACGUCUGUCAACAUGACAUGGACCUUGGAAGGUAUAUCCAACAGAUGUCCACUGAAAGCUCUCUACUUGGAUGGUGGCAGUUACUUCAAUAUAUCUGUGCCGAUACAAAACGUGGAUUCAGAUCAGGUCCUGGUGGAACUUAGAUCGCUUCAGUCCAACAGCAUGUACUACUUCAACGUCUAUGUUGAGAACAGCGGCGGGGUGUCACCAGCUUUCAAUUUAGCUGUCCAGACCCUUGACAUCAAUUAAUAAUUAUCUAGUUGCGUUGUAGAUCAAGUUUGUUUCUAUAUUAAAUAAGUUAAAAAAUGA
Anoplophora glabripennis (Asian longhorned beetle) is the source of this 1076-nucleotide messenger RNA. RefSeq lists its product as uncharacterized. The transcript has 4 exons. Bases 84 to 1016 code for a protein of 310 amino acids. Gene Ontology annotation, molecular function: protein binding. Lineage: Eukaryota; Metazoa; Arthropoda; Insecta; Coleoptera; Cerambycidae. The record is from RefSeq and is a predicted model, not a curated record.